GGAGUGCCCUUUGUGUCCUGCAGAGCAUCCGACUAUGAGAAUUUCUCCUGCUCCUGGACCUCCAGUGUGGAGACCUUCCUUCCCACCCGAUACAUCACCACCUACAGGAAGAAAUCACUGACGGGUGAAGAGAAGCGGAGGAACAAGAAUGGGCAUAUGGGGCCAUGCCUGCAGGAUCCAUCCCGCCCUGGCACCUGCACCGUCCAUGGAUCAGAGUUCUGGAGCUCCUACCGCCUGAACAUCACCGAGGUGAACCCCCUGGGCUCCAGCUUCCGCCUCCUCGACGUCACCAUGCAGGCCAUCAUUAAGCCGGACCCUCCGGAGGGCUUGAUGGUGGAGCCCAUCCCCCUAGCCCCACGGCGGCUUCAUGUGAGCUGGAGGUACCCCUCUUCCUGGCCCAAGGAACCCCACUUCCAGCUCAGGUUUCGGCUCCAGUACCGGCCCGUCAUCCACCGCUCCUGGUCUGUGGUGGAGACAGUGAACCUGUCUGAGGUGAUCACGGAUGCCUUUGCUGGGCUGGAGCAUGUGGUCCAAGUCAGUGCCAAGGAUUUCCUGGACGCGGGGAACUGGAGCGAGUGGAGCGCUGAGGCUCGGGCGACGCCAGUCAGAGACCUGGUCACCGCAGCAAGUGAAGAAACCACUAGAGACACCAGCCUGGAGAGCCUGGCUGAGGAGCCCUCCCAGGCUCCCAACCCUGAGCCCAUCAAUCACAGUGACCCCCUGGAGAAGAUGGCUGUCCUGGUGUCCCUUGGGGUCUUUGCCUUCUUCAUCCUGGCUGCUGUUCUCGUCAUCACCAUCCUCAUCUGGUAGGCUGAGUUUUGAGAGGGAG
Merops nubicus (carmine bee-eater) is the source of this 829-nucleotide messenger RNA. RefSeq names its product interleukin-11 receptor subunit alpha-like. Bases 157 to 810 code for a protein of 217 amino acids. Gene Ontology annotation, cellular component: external side of plasma membrane; membrane. The transcript is spliced from 7 exons. NCBI's taxonomy places the organism in Eukaryota, Metazoa, Chordata, Aves, Coraciiformes, Meropidae. Gene Ontology annotation, biological process: cytokine-mediated signaling pathway. Gene Ontology annotation, molecular function: cytokine receptor activity; protein binding. The record is from RefSeq and is a predicted model, not a curated record.